This is a messenger RNA of Cladocopium goreaui, 1221 nucleotides long. Lineage: Eukaryota; Dinophyceae; Suessiales; Symbiodiniaceae. The record is from the annotation of a GenBank genome assembly.
AUGACCAUGUUGGCAGGGCUUGUGGCACUUGCUGCCCUUGUGGUGGUGCUGCUGUUACCAAUCUUAAAGGUGCAGUUUCAAACCAUUGGUCUGGAUGCGCAGAUUUCCAUUGUCAGCUUGGUGGUGUCCCUGUGGGCGCGGUUCCCCUUCGCUGCCAUUUCUUUGGCCAUUUUGCUGCUGCUCAUGCCAUGUCUCGACGUGGUGCUGGUGGUUCUUUUUCCUGGCUCCCCCGGUUGCCCUGGCGGUAUGGCCUCGAAGAUGCUACACGUUUCCACGGCUGGGGGGCGGCAGUUUGAUGUGGAGCUCGAGGAGGGCGAGACCAUUGCCACGUUGAAGAAGAAACUCUUUGAGCUCAUCAGGGAAUCAGAAGAGUGUCAGGCGGCGUCUUGUUCAGGGUUCAAACUCCUGCAUGGCUUAGACGCUCUGAGCGAUGACUGGGUCUUAGAGGAGCAUGGCAUCACAGAGAAAGAGCAGCUGACCUUGGUGAUAUCGCCCGGUCCUUCAGGUGAGUAUCACUUCGACUCCAGUCGCCUUGGGCGUCGCGAUGGGCCCGCGGGGCGGAACACCACGGCCAGCGUGAAGGCGGAGUUCCACGGUGGCACGGUAAACAUCAGUGUACAUGAAACAGAGAUUACGUCGUUAAUGCGUUAUCCGGACUCUGACCCCUACACUAUGGGAGAGAGGUUCGCUCAUGACUAUACCGCCAGGGUCACUUUCGACGAUGGUGAACAAGGAGGCCUUCGUUUGGAAGUUCUGGAGUGCAACCAGAAAGGUCUGAUCCGAAACCCAAAGCCUGAAGUUCUGAAGGCAAAAUUUCAAGAUGACGAAGUCAUGCUCGAACUGCCUUUUGCCGCUGGGGCUUGUAACGACGGGGUGGCUGGAUUGAAGUGGAUCACCAUGUCCAAGCUGACGGAUGAGGCGAAAGUGGAUCCCUUCGCUCCUCCGGAGGAAAGUGAUGAAGAGGAAGAUCUCUCCGGGCUGCCGGAGCCGGAGCCGCGGCGGCGAGGUCCACUGGAGCGGGCGAUGCGCUACGUCUUGCGCAAGUCAUAGCAGGUCAUUGUUCAGAUCGGUGAUUUGGUGCUGUUUUCAUCCUUUAAAUCGCCAUUUCAAUUCGAAGUUGGAGAAACUGAGCCAACACUGUACAGAGUGCCAGGAGAUGUGGGGAAAAUAUGGGAAAAUAGGUUGGCAGCAGACGGUGUUCAAGGUCCGUCCUCUGGAAAA